ACAACUCCUUUACAGUCGCACACACUAAACACACACAAAACCCUAAGGCCGCCGUAUCAGCAGCAGCAACCACAACAGCAGCCUGAAAAUGGAGACGGCCAGAACUGUGAAAGACGUUUCUCCUCAUGAAUUUGUCAAGGCUUAUGCCGCUCAUCUCAAACGCUCCGGCAAGAUGGAGCUUCCACUCUGGACUGAUAUUGUGAAGACUGCUCCAUUUAAGGAACUUGCACCAUAUGACCCUGACUGGUACUACAUCAGAGCUGCAUCCAUGGCAAGGAAGAUUUACUUGAGAGGAGGACUUGGUGUUGGUGCUUUUCAGAGAAUUUAUGGUGGUCGCAAGAGAAAUGGUAGUGCUCCACCUCACUUCAGCAAGAGUAGUGGUGGCAUUGCCCGUCACAUUCUACAACAGUUGCAGACCAUGAACAUUGUUGACUUUGACGCAAAGGGUGGGAGAAAGAUUACAUCGAAUGGACGGAGAGAUCUUGAUCAAGUUGCAGGAAGAGUAGUAGUUGUUACCCCUUGAGCUAGGCACAUCUAAAAUGCAGUUUGUAAUGGACACAUCACAACACAUGAGAUCUUGAUUUAUAUUCUGCUAUGCCUAUCAGAGAUAAUUUCAUCUGUGUUAUUUUUGUUGGUUAGUUUUAAAGUUUGUCUUCACCUUUCGACAUUGUCUUUUUCACCCAGAUAUCUUAUUUGAUGUUUUGAGAUUA
This is a messenger RNA of Erigeron canadensis, 710 nucleotides long. RefSeq names its product 40S ribosomal protein S19-3. Gene Ontology annotation, molecular function: RNA binding; structural constituent of ribosome. Gene Ontology annotation, cellular component: cytosolic small ribosomal subunit; ribosome. NCBI's taxonomy places the organism in Eukaryota, Viridiplantae, Streptophyta, Magnoliopsida, Asterales, Asteraceae. Gene Ontology annotation, biological process: translation; ribosomal small subunit assembly. The transcript is spliced from 4 exons. The record is from RefSeq and is a predicted model, not a curated record. The coding region runs from base 89 to 523 and encodes 144 amino acids.